Ipomoea triloba (trilobed morning glory) is the source of this 592-nucleotide messenger RNA. RefSeq names its product DNA-directed RNA polymerases II, IV and V subunit 9A-like. The transcript is spliced from 4 exons. The record is from RefSeq and is a predicted model, not a curated record. The coding region runs from base 67 to 402 and encodes 111 amino acids. NCBI's taxonomy places the organism in Eukaryota, Viridiplantae, Streptophyta, Magnoliopsida, Solanales, Convolvulaceae.
UACCCAAAUCCCAAAUCUCCAGCUGGCUCCAGUCUUCUUCACCACUAUAAUUCACGAACAGGUACUAUGAAGACCAAACGCGAACAGGUACUAUCAGGGGAAGAAAGAGUGAGUACUAUGAAGAAGUUUUGCCCUGCAGAAUGCAACAAGGAAGACGAAGCUUGGAAGAUCCUCGCAUGUCGCACGUGCGAUCACCAGGAGGUUGCUCAACAUUAUGUCGUAAAUGCAGAUCAAAAACUCCCUCGUACAAAAUAUGUGAUCUGUCCAAAAUGUGAUCAUAGAGGGGCUGAAUUCUGUCUGUUAACUACUCGCAGUGGAAAAGUAGUAGGGCUAUAUUGUAUUUGCUGCAACACGGACUGCCUCCACAGAUUCUGGGACGGUGAUGAGAAUACGGAAAAGUAGUAGGGCUGUCUUGUGUUUGCUGCAACACGGACUUCCUCCACAGACGACGAGAAGGAUGACGAUAAACAUUACGUUGCCAUUACAUUAUUACAUACUAGUUAGGAAUAAUGUGACUUGAAAUAUCAAAGUAUACAAUUAUUAUUGGCAUGUUUUUAUUUAAUUAAUCUAUAGUAAUGAAAUUAUUAUUCAA